This is a messenger RNA of Lactuca sativa (garden lettuce), 784 nucleotides long. Its product is annotated as germin-like protein 9-3. The record is from RefSeq and is a predicted model, not a curated record. Gene Ontology annotation, molecular function: manganese ion binding. NCBI's taxonomy places the organism in Eukaryota, Viridiplantae, Streptophyta, Magnoliopsida, Asterales, Asteraceae.
UAUCUCAGUUUCAACCAUGGCUACCUCAUCUAGAAUGCCUGUUAUUCUCUUACUAGGACUAACCUUGAUUCUAGCCAUUUCAAGAACAACACAAGCUAAUGACCCUGAUAUCUUAACCGACUUCGUCACCCCAAAUACGAGCUCUGUUGAUGCCAGUUUCUUCACCUUCAGUGGACUCAGUGCGUAUUACAACCCAAACCCUAAAAAUUUCACAGUCCUUAAAGCUACCAUGAACGAAUUCCCGGCUCUAAACGGCCAAAGUGUAUCCUAUGCGGUGCUCCAGUUCCCAGCAGCUGCCGUGAACCCACCUCACACUCACCCUCGUUCAGCUGAACUGUUGUUGGUGAUGAUGGGUACCCUUGAAGUUGGAUUUGUUGACACCAAGAACGUUUUGUAUAAUCAAACUCUUCAAACAGGCGACAUGUUUGUGUUUCCAAAGGGGCUUGUUCAUUUUCAGUACAACAGGAACCACAACCAAUCGGCCAUAGCGAUUUCUGCAUUUGGAAGUGCGAACGGUGGCCUGCUUUCGGUGCCAAAGUCUGUUUUCACUACUGGUAUUGAUGAUAAUGUGCUUGCUAUGUCCUUCAAAACAGACGUUCCUACUGUUCAGAAAAUCGAGCUAGGACUUAAAAAGUAGAAGAUUGAUCAUCGUUUUCCGUAUGUGUUUGCUUGUUGAUGAUCAUGGUGUUUACUGUAAGACAUGAAGGAUGGGAUUUUCCUUAAUAAAAGAAUGGCGAUGUGUAUCAAGAAAGCUGCAUGAGUUAUAUAUGAGUAUCAUUGCACA